Durotheca rogersii is the source of this 2661-nucleotide messenger RNA. RefSeq names its product glycosyltransferase family 35 protein. Gene Ontology annotation, cellular component: cytoplasm. The record is from RefSeq and is a predicted model, not a curated record. Lineage: Eukaryota; Fungi; Ascomycota; Sordariomycetes; Xylariales; Xylariaceae. The coding region runs from base 1 to 2661 and encodes 886 amino acids. Gene Ontology annotation, molecular function: glycogen phosphorylase activity; pyridoxal phosphate binding. The transcript has 7 exons. Gene Ontology annotation, biological process: glycogen catabolic process.
AUGGCCUCCACCGAACAUCGUCUACCAAACCGGGAACGCCGGCCUUCUUCGGCGGCUCCCAUCGUGGACAUUGUCGGUUCCGUGAGUCCCGCUGGGGUUUCGCGCCCGAAGCAUAAGCGCACAUACACCGGAUUUGGUGCCAGCGACAUCAAGAGCGUAGAGGCGGCGAUCCCCGAACCCCAACGUGACGUAUGGACCAAGCACCAAUUCAAAGGCUUCAAGACGAAGGACGAGUUCGAGACCGAGGUUGUCCGCCAUGUCGAGACUACCCUUGCUCGUAGCAUGUUCAACUGCGACGAGACGGCCGCGUACUCGGCCGCCGCCUUGGCGCUCAGAGAUAGGCUGAUCAAGGAAUGGAGCAAUACGCAGCAGCGACAGACUUUCAAGGACACCAAGCGCGUCUACUAUCUCAGUCUGGAGUUCCUCAUGGGCCGUGCUUUAGACAAUGCCUUGCUCAACGCCGGCGUCAAAGCCGUCGCCAAGGACGGUCUUGCCGACCUAGGAUUCCGCAUCGAGGACAUCAUCAGCCAGGAGCACGACGCCGCGCUCGGUAAUGGAGGUCUGGGACGGCUCGCAGCAUGCUUCCUCGACAGUCUUGCCUCGUUAAACUACCCUGCAUGGGGCUACGGCUUAAGAUAUCGUUACGGCAUCUUCAAGCAGGAGAUCAUAGACGGCUACCAAGUAGAGGUCCCCGACUACUGGCUUGAUUUCAACCCCUGGGAGUUUCCGAGGCACGAUGUCACAGUAGAUAUCCAAUUCUACGGCAGUGUCCGAAAAGCGCAGGACGAGAAUGGAAAGAAGGUAGCUCACUGGGAGGGCGGCGAAAUCGUCACUGCUGUGGCUUACGACGUACCGAUUCCCGGUUACGACACGCCCUCCACCAACAACUUACGGUUGUGGUCUAGUAAGGCUGCCAGUGGCGAAUUCGACUUCCAGAAGUUCAACAGUGGAGAGUACGAGAGCUCGGUGGCCGACCAGCAGCGGGCCGAGACUAUCAGCGCAGUCCUCUACCCGAAUGACAACCUAGAGCGCGGGAAAGAGUUGCGCCUGAAGCAGCAGUACUUCUGGGUCGCCGCGUCGCUCCACGACAUCAUCCGACGGUUCAAGAAGUCGAAGCGCCCCUGGACGGAGUUUCCCGAUCAGGUCGCGAUCCAGCUUAACGACACCCACCCCACGCUGGCUGUCGUGGAGCUCCAGAGGGUUUUGAUAGAUAUCGAGGGUCUCGAAUGGGACGAGGCCUGGAAGAUAGUAACGUCGACUUUUGGCUACACAAACCACACCGUCUUGCCGGAGGCCCUUGAGAAGUGGCCUGUCGGUUUGUUGCAACACCUGCUGCCCCGCCAUCUCCAGAUCAUCUACGACAUCAAUCUCUUCUUCCUCCAGUCCGUAGAGAAGAGGUUCCCCUCUGACCGUGAACUCCUGCGCCGGGUUUCCAUCAUCGAAGAGUCUCAGCCCAAGAUGGUCCGUAUGGCAUUUUUGGCCGUCGUCGGUUCUCACCGGGUCAACGGAGUGGCGGAGCUUCACUCAGACCUCAUCCAGACGACCAUCUUCAAGGACUUCGUCACGAUCUUCGGCAGCGAUAAGUUCACCAACGUCACCAACGGCGUCACGCCCCGCCGGUGGCUACACCAGGCGAACCCCCGCCUCUCGGACCUGAUCGCCACCAAGACGGGCGGCUACAGCUUCCUGAAAGACCUCACCCUGCUCAACAAGCUGGAGCACGUCGUUGACGACAAGCAAUUCCGGAAGGAGUGGGCCGAGAUCAAGUACGCCAACAAGGUGCGCCUCGCCAAGUACAUCAAGAGCACGCUGGACGUCACGGUCAACCCGUCGGCGCUAUUCGACGUGCAGGUCAAGCGAAUCCACGAGUACAAGCGGCAGCAGCUCAACAUCUUCGGCGUCAUCUACCGGUAUCUAGAGAUUAAGAAGAUGAGCCCCGAGGAGCGCAAGAAGCAGCUGCCGCGCGUGUCUAUCUUCGGCGGCAAGGCAGCGCCGGGCUACUGGAUGGCCAAGCAGAUCAUCCACCUGGUCAACAGCGUCGGCGAGGUCGUCAACAAGGACCCGGAUGUUGGUGACCUGCUCAAAGUCGUCUUUCUCGAGGACUAUAACGUUAGCAAGGCCGAAAUGAUCAUCCCCGCCUCCGACAUCAGCGAGCAUAUCUCCACUGCCGGAACCGAGGCGUCCGGAACUAGCAACAUGAAAUUCGUGCUGAACGGCGGUUUGAUCAUUGGGACCUGCGACGGUGCCAACAUCGAAAUCACACGAGAGAUCGGGCAAGAGAAUAUCUUCCUGUUCGGGACGCUGUCGGAGGACGUGGAGGACCUGCGGCACGCGCACACGUACGCGGAAGAAGGGACGCACCCCAUAGACAAGGGGCUCGCGCAGGUGUUCGACGCGAUCACGGACGGCGUGUUCGGGAAGCCGGACGACUUCCGUGCGCUCAUAUCGGCGGUGCGCGACCACGGCGACUACUACCUCGUGUCGGACGACUUCCAAUCCUACAUCGAUACGCAGCGCAUGAUCGACGCCGAGUACCGUAACCAGGACUCGUGGGUCGCCAAGUGCAUCAAUAGCGUCUCGCGCAUGGGCUUCUUCAGCUCCGACCGCUGCAUCAACGAGUACGCUGAGGGCAUCUGGAACAUCGAGCCUCUCGCUGUGUAA